Molecule: messenger RNA, 1805 nt
Organism: Artibeus jamaicensis (Jamaican fruit-eating bat)
Lineage: Eukaryota; Metazoa; Chordata; Mammalia; Chiroptera; Phyllostomidae
Gene: ST7L
Product: suppression of tumorigenicity 7 like
Exons: 15
Coding region: 36-1790 (584 amino acids)
Molecular function (GO): protein binding
Source: RefSeq, a predicted model, not a curated record
CCCUCCCAGCGCCCGGCGCCUGAGGGAGCGGCAAGAUGGCGGACGGUGGCGGCUUGGCUGAAGCCGCGACUGCUGCGGCUUCUUCCCCGGCACCUGCUCCCGGCCUGAGCCCGCCGCUGGGCUGGAGGGAGCGGCUGCGGGCCAGGCUGGCGGGGACUGGGGUGUCGCUGUGGUUCGUGGUGGGGCUGGGGCUGGGACUGCUUUACGCUCUGAGGGUCCCGCUGCGGCUGUGUGAGAAUUUGGCAGCGGUGACAGUAUUUUUAAACUCAUUGACACCCAAAUUCUAUGUGGCACUUACGGGAACAUCUUCUUUGAUAUCAGGACUAAUAUUUAUGUUCGAAUGGUGGUACUUCCAUAAACAUGGCACGUCUUUUAUGGAGCAAGUGUCUGUGAACCAUUUGCGACCACUGAUGGGAGGAACAGGAAACAGCAUUUCAGAGCCAAGUUCUCCUUCCAGUAACAGAGAAAGUGAAACCAGCAGACAGAAUCUGUCAGAAUGCAAGGUAUGGAGAAACCCUCUAAACCUUUUCAGAGGAGCAGAAUAUAGGAGAUACACUUGGGUGACUGGUAAAGAGCCUCUUACAUACUAUGACAUGAAUUUGUCAGCUCAGGACCAUCAGACCUUUUUCACCUGUGACACUGACUUUUUACGUCCUUCAGACACAGUUAUGCAGAAGGCAUGGAGGGAAAGAAAUCCUCCAGCUCGAAUCAAAGCAGCCUAUCAAGCUUUAGAAUUAAACAAUGACUGUGCCACUGCUUACGUUCUACUGGCUGAGGAAGAAGCAACAACUAUUGUGGAUGCUGAAAGGCUGUUUAGACAGGCGCUCAAGGCAGGAGAGACUAUUUACAGGCGGUCACAGCAGUGCCAGCACCAAAGUCCUCAGCAUGAAGCCCAACUGAGGAGAGAUACUAAUGUACUGGUAUAUAUUAAAAGAAGAUUGGCAAUGUGUGCAAGAAAAUUAGGAAGAAUAAGAGAAGCAGUAAAAAUAAUGAGAGAUUUGAUGAAAGAAUUUCCUCCUCUGACCAUGUUGAACAUCCAUGAAAAUCUACUAGAAUCACUUUUAGAAUUACAGGCCUAUGCAGAUGUUCAGGCAGUCUUAGCAAAAUAUGAUGAUAUAAGCCUUCCAAAGUCAGCGACAAUCUGUUAUACAGCAGCACUAUUGAAGACAAGGACUGUUUCAGAUAAAUUCUCUCCAGAAACAGCCUCAAGAAGAGGGUUAAGCACAGCAGAAAUGAAUGCUGUGGAAGCAAUUCAUAGAGCUGUGGAAUUUAAUCCUCAUGUUCCAAAAUAUUUAUUAGAGAUGAAGAGUCUAAUUUUACCUCCAGAACACAUUCUGAAACGGGGCGACAGUGAAGCAAUUGCCUAUGCUUUCUUUCAUCUUCAGCACUGGAAGCGGAUAGAAGGCGCUCUUAAUCUGUUACAGUGCACGUGGGAAGGCACUUUUAGAAUGAUUCCAUACCCGUUAGAGAAAGGCCAUCUGUUCUACCCUUAUCCCAGCUGCACAGAGACUGCUGAUAGAGAGCUGUUGCCUACCUUUCAUCAUGUUUCUGUUUACCCAAAGAAGGAGCUUCCUUUUUUCAUCCAUUUCACAGCAGGACUGUGUUCCUCUUCAGCAAUGAUAGCUCUUCUCACACACCAGUUUCCUGAAAUCAUGGGGGUUUUUGCUAAAGCUGUGCUUGGACUGUGGUGCCUCCAGCCCUACACAUCCUCGGUCUUUGAGGAGCACCCAGGACUUGAAGUCCAAAGCCCUAAGUUUGAGAUCUGGCUGAGCCACUCAGUGCCCACAUGACCCUGGACAAAUCAC